This is a messenger RNA of Fusarium redolens, 4705 nucleotides long. RefSeq lists its product as uncharacterized. Gene Ontology annotation, molecular function: oxidoreductase activity. Bases 241 to 4524 code for a protein of 1427 amino acids. The record is from RefSeq and is a predicted model, not a curated record. The transcript is spliced from 6 exons. Lineage: Eukaryota; Fungi; Ascomycota; Sordariomycetes; Hypocreales; Nectriaceae.
GCAAGUGCUGUAACUCUGUCCAUUGAGACCCUGCAACUCCUUUCAUCAGGUAACAACUGCCAACUUUCGCAUUGUCAUGAAGGCAUUUUGUUGAGUUGCUUACUUCUUUCUUCACAUCUCUCUUCUAUACUUUCUUUUUUCUCUUUGUAUUUUCCUGCCUCAAAGAUUCGUAUUUAAUAUUUAAAUUACGCGCGUCCCUUGGUAUCUUAAGGCGUUGGUCUUUGACCCAAGGGAGCCAUCAUGUUCCAACGGUUCAAAAGCGCCAUCGACCGGACCAUCGCCGAAGAACAAGCCCGCUCACAGACAGCUUCGCAGUCCAGGAGCCCUUCGAGAACCGGCUCAACAUCGUCGCGCAAAGGUGAUGGUACACCAGCUCAACGCGCAAAGGCUAGGAAGCAAGCUGCAGAUGCUGGUGACGCACCUAACCCAGACCCUGCCGUAUUCGAAGCCGCUUUUGUGAUCGACGACGAGAGUGAGCCGAGCCGAGCUGCUACCCCAAUGCCUCCAGCUGCGAACGACGAUGCAAAGAUCGAUAAUGGCAACACUCAGAACAACGGAUCGGAUGAGAAGACCGCAGAUGCUGCCAAGGAUGAGGCCAGUUCGGGCAAGAACCACGAUGGUGGAGCUGACGCUUCAGCAGCCAAGCCAGAGGCGACGAAGUCUCAAGAGUUGAGCCCUGAGAUCCGCCAGAAGCUGCGCAAACUGGAGAAGCUCGAGGCAACCUAUCCCGAAUUACUUCGAUCUUACCGUGUUGCCCAUAGGCGAGCGACAGCAAUCGAACCAUUCGAGAAAGCCCUCCGAGAAAACACCCCCUUGACUUCUAUCAGCGACCCCGAAGCUCUUGUCGAGUAUCUCAACCAACUGAACCUCCGAAGCGACAUGGUGAUGCAGGAGCUGAAGAAGGUUUCGACAGAUAAGGAAGAGUUGCAGAAAAAGCACAACGAAACCGAGGAAAAGGCCAAGAAAUUAGAGGAAGAGCUUGCCGCACUCAAGUCAGGAGACUCUACUCAGCCAAAGACAGAGGAAUCUGAAGCUCCCAAGGACGAUAAGCACGAAGAUACACCCCCUGAGGUCCCCGAAAAGUCUAAAUCUCCUGUUUCCUCCGUCAUCGGAAUGUUCUCGCCCAAGCAUAAGCCGCAAAGGCCUCUAUCUGAGGUUACUGAAUCCAAGGACAAGAACGAGGAGUUCUUCUCUUACGACGAUGAAAUUCCCCAGCUUCAAGCUGACCUUACCUCGAAGUCUGAGGAAAUUGAGAAGCUCAAGUCCGAGGUCGAGGGUCUCCAGAAGGAGCUUACUACCGUCAAGGAGAACAGCGCUGGCCUGGUCGAGAACUUGGAGAAUGCGACUCGGGAGCUCAGCGAGUCUCGCGAUGCUGCCGCCGCCAAGGAAUCCCUGCUGACCCAGCUUGAUGAGCGCAACAAGGAGAUCGAGUCUCUGAACCAACGAUUAGAAGAGGCGCAAAAGCAACUCAAACAGCUCGAGGAAGACAAGAGCACGCAUAUAGCCAAGGUUGAUGAAUUGGAGGUUUCACUUGCUUCAUCAGACAAGCGCGCGAGCGAACUGGACGCUGAGUUGGCCAAGGCCUCAAACGCAAAGAACAUCUCCAAGAAACUGAUCGAUGACCUUAACAGCCAGAUCGAGCUUCUGAAGAAGGAAAGGUCUGAAAGUCAGACCAAGAUUGACGAUCUAACCAAGAAAUUGGAGUCGAAGCCUGUUCCUGCUACACCCACUCCUGUUGCAACUCCAGCGCCUGCGGCUUCACAUCCUGCCGCGGCUACGGGCGGCGGGAAUAAGAAGAAGAACAAAAAGAAGAAGGGCAAGGGCGGUGCCGGCGGUGCUUCUGCUGCUCCAGCUGUAGAGGCCGCUGUGGAGACUCCUGAGCCAGCAACUCCCGCUGAACCUGAAGGAAAUGCUGAGCUUGAGGCUGAGAUCGCUAAGCUGAAGGAGGAGGUUGCUGAGAAGGAUACGCAGAUUGAGCGUCUGAGCAGGAGGCGCAAGACUGAGGAGGACCUGCGCGAGGAGAUUGAGUCGCUUCAAGAGAACCUGCUCACAAUUGGUCAAGAUCAUGUUGAGGCCAAGGAGAAGAUUAAGGAGCUCGAGGCUGAGAAGUUGGAACUUAAGACACAGAUUGCUGAUCUUGAGAAGAAUAUCAACUCAUCUGCUUCGGAUGCCGAAGCUAGCACCAAGCUGCGAAGCGAGAUGGAUUCGUUGAAGACGGAAUACGACGAGCUCAAGGAGAAGACGAACACCCUGCAAGCCGAUCUGGGCGCUGCUCAGCAACUGGCCCAGAACCGAUUCAAGGACCUUACAGAACUACGUGAGGUGCUACAGAAGGCGCAGCCUGAGUUGAAGAGCCUGCGCCAGGAGUCUGCUACACUGAAGACUACGAGGGAAGAGCUCGCAACCAAGACCAAGGAGCUCAAGGAUAUGGAGAAGCGAGAGAAGGAUCUCAAGCGAGAUGUGGAGCGUGUUCAAAAGCUUGCGUCGGACCGCGAGACUGAGAUUAAGGGUCUACAGGAGAAGUUGGCAACCGAGACAAACGCCAAGCUUCGUCUUGAGGAUGCUCAACGGGUAUCUGGACGGGAUCUUCGCCGAUCUGAAGCUGAAAAGGUUGAGAUUAGUGCAAAGGCCGAGAAGACGGAGCAAGAGAUCAAGGCGGUUCAGGAAGAGCUCGGCAAGCUGCGACCCAAGGUGAAGGAACUUGAAGAGCAGAUGAACAAGUUGAAGCGGGAGAAGACGGCAGCGCAAGAGGAGGCCGAGUUCAAGACGCAGCAGUACAGCAAUGCCCAGGGCCUUUUGAGUAGUAUGCGAGACCAGACGGCGGAGAUGUCUGUGCAGUUGAAGGAGUCCAAGUCGCAGGCUGAGUCGCUGGAGGAGGAGCUUGCUGAGGUUCAGCGACUACUCCAGGAGCGUACCCGUGAGGGUGAGACGAUGCGACGACUGUUGGCGGAUGUGGAUGAGCGUGCCGAUAACAAGGUUCGAGAGAUGAGGGCACGAAUGGAGGCAGCUGUUGAGGAGCGAGAUCGAAUCGAGGACGAAUCGAGUACCCUUGCGCGACGCAAGACACGCGAGACAGAAGACUUGAAGCUGAAGCUGAAGGAUCUGGAGCGCGAGGUCAAGACUCUGACACAUGAACGAGAUGAGCUCGAGCAACGUGAGAAGGAGUGGCGCCGACGACGAGAAGAGCUUGAAUCGGUGGAAGAGAAGGCUGAAGCCGAGGCGGAUGAGCUCCGAACAACAGCAUCACAACUUCGCACAGCUUUGGAUGCAUCAGAGAAGCAAGUUCGCGAUGUGGAGAAGCAGCGAGCUGAGUUACGACGAAUGUUGGAGGAGUCAAGGCAACGAUACGAGAAGCUAUCCAAGGAUCUCAAGUCAGCGCAGACCAAGCUCGUAGCCAGUUCAAGCCGCAGUUCGUUCGACUCGGUGCGAAGCGGAAGCAAUGGCUCGCCAGCGGCUGGUGGAGCUCCAGAUACGGUCUAUCUAAAGACAAUUCUGCUGCAGUUCCUGGAACAAAAGGAUACCAAGCUAAGAGCUCAGCUUGUACCGGUGCUGGGCAAGCUAUUGCGCUUUGACAAGAUUACUUCCAGUGCCAGAAGGGACUUUCAGUACACUACAAAUAAAAUGUCAGGAACACAACCAGCAAGUGGUGGUGAGCACCGAGACUUUUCUCGAGAUGCUUUGUUUGAUCUCUCGGGCAAGGUUGCUCUCGUAACAGGUGGUGGCUCUGGUAUCGGUCUCAUGGCUACUCAAGCCCUCGCCGUCAACGGUGCAAAGGUCUACAUCACCGGCCGCACAAAGGAGAAGCUCGAUCGCGUCGUCGAGAAGUACGGCAAGAACAUCGCCGGCGAGAUCAUACCCAUCCAAGCCGACAUCGGUAACAAGGAGGGUAUUCAGAAGCUCUAUGAGGAGUACUCCUCCAAGGAGAACUGCCUCUGCAUUCUCGUCAACAACGCUGGUAUCUCAAGCAACUCUUUCCAGGUCGAGGCCGAUUCUGCGCAGGAGAUGAAGGAGAACCUUUUCGAUAACAAGGAUGCUACGUUUGAGGACUGGAACUCGACUUAUAACACGAAUGUUACGGGUGUGUACUUCACCACCGCUGCUUUCUUGCCUCUUCUGCAGAAGAGUAGUGAGAAGCAUCAGGGCUGGAGCUCAACUGUCAUCAACAUCAGCUCCAUCAGCGGCCUUAUCCAGAAGUCUCAGCACCACUUUGCCUACAACGCCUCCAAGGGUGCUGCCGUGCAUCUCACACGCAUGCUCGCCGCCGAGAUCGUCAGCAACAAGCUCAAGAUUCGCGUCAACAGCAUCGCCCCCGGUGUUUUCCCCUCUGAGAUGACCACCGAUGGCAGCGAUGAGGCGCAGAAGAGCUUUAUCCCCAAAGAAAAGUAUGAGGAGAAGGUUCCCGCUGGACGGGCUGGAAAGGAUCAGGAUAUGGCUGCUACAGUGCUGUUCUUUGCUACGAACCAGUAUUUGGUGGGACAGACUGUUGCUGUUGAUGGAGGUUACACUAUUGCCGCUGGUCAGUAAGGGAAGGGGACAUGAACUGUACUAUAGAAGGACAUGACAUAAUGAAUCAACCGUAAUGAUUGCCAAAGACAACUACAAUUCGUGAGGGGGUGAUUAUAUUUUCGGUGGUCAAAUGGGUUAUAUUCACUGGCAUAGCUGCGGCGCGGCUUGCAAAGCGAACACCAGCUGGAAGUGAAGGAAG